Molecule: messenger RNA, 2161 nt
Organism: Halichondria panicea
Lineage: Eukaryota; Metazoa; Porifera; Demospongiae; Suberitida; Halichondriidae
Exons: 5
Coding region: 266-838 (190 amino acids)
Source: RefSeq, a predicted model, not a curated record
ACCAACAAAAUUUCUGACAUUGAUCAUUGAUGGCAUGGACCAGGCAAAGACAAACCUUCCACAGAUCUAGACCAGCCUAAUUGCAAAAUCACAGUCCAGUCUAUGGAAAUUAAGGACGCACGUUACUGGUGUGCUUGCCCACACGAAAAGUCCUCAUGGGAAAAUCGCUUUCACAUAUAUUGAUCUACUUCAAUAUCCACAUGGCAGCAAUUUGACCAUUACAAUCAUUUUGAAGGUUCUACUGAGCUUUGCUCGUACCAAGAAGAUGUUGCCUCAGAACCUAUUUCUCCAAAUGGACAACACAGCCCGAGAAAACAAGAAUAAGUAUGUUCUUGCCUUCUGCUCUAUGCUUGUGGAGCUCAACAUCUUCAAAAAGGUUCAGAUAAAUUUCUUACCCGUCGGGCACACGCACGAGGACGUGGACCAACUAUUUUCAAGAAUAGGUGACAAGAUACGGAGGGGAGGUUGUGAGUCAAUCCCAGGGCUUCUGGCAGCCAUCAGUGCAAGUUACACACCUAAUCCAACAUCAGAAAUGAUUGAUGGAGUUUGGGAUUUCAAGGCGUAUUUAGAGCCAUAUCUAAAUGGGGUUGAAGGGCACUCAAAGUAUGGAGUUUUUAGGUUCACGAAAGACAGUCUUGGACAUGCAGAGAUGCAUUACAAGAAAUGGUCAACUGAUCCAUGGGAACCCAACAAAGAGGUGGAAAAUCAGGUCCUGAUUGAACCGGGCUUGAAAAUUAUCAAGGAAAUAUCUGAUUGUUUGGAGAAGCCUACUUUAAUGACACCCGAAUUAGGGAAACUCGACCUUCCUCGAUUUGUUGGUGAUCUGAAGAAGUAUUGACCCUGGUUGUGUUCUAGUGCGUGGAGUCAUUGGGAAGAGUUUAUCGAAACCAUUGACGAAUUGUCCAGUGUUCCUUUUAUCACGUGGGACAUACACCAGCUGAUCUCAACAUCAAUUAUUUCUGCUCACAAGGUGACUACCAACCCGGAGCUAGGUCAAGACCUGACAAAGCUCCUUGAUAAGGACAAAACUCCUUCCAAAAAGAUUAAAAUCCGGAAGACCAGAGCCCCACAAGCAAGUCUGCAGCAGAUGGUGAACCCACGAGAGUACAAUCGAGCCAAUAUACCAGUCCAGCUGAAAUAGAUAUUGAAACCUUGGGUGCAGCAGAACCCCCUGAAGUAGUCCAGCCUCAAGUAGGUGCAUUUGUAGCAGUGUAUUUGGAUAAAUACUCAAUGGAGAAGUUUCCACUGAUUGGAAAGGUAACUGCUAUUAACCCGAAUGGAAACCACCUUCAGCUUGACUGGUACGUUGGCUCGUACUCUGGAGUAUGGCGGGUAUGCAAGCAAAGGAAGGUUGUCUGGAGCGAGGAGGUGAAGGUUGACUGUAUCUUAACCACCGUAGCAUUCACGGAUGCGAUGAGAUUGUCACGGUCGAUGGUUCAAAAUCUCAAGACUCGAUACGAAAAAUACCUCUGAACUACAUUGUGUAACAGUUAUUUAGUGUUGUACUUGCUUCUGUUAACUUAUUAACUUUGCAUGCAUGCAUGUACUCUAGCAUAAUUAUGUUCAUUGUCAACCAAGGACCCACACGUGGGCCCUUGGUCUUCACCAGCACCGUUUAUUAACAUACCAAGGACCCACGUGUGGGUCCUUGGUCUUCACUCGCACAGUUCAUUGUCAACCAAGGACCCACACGUGGGUCCUUGGUCUUCACCAGCACCAUUUAUUAACAUACCAAGGACCCACGUGUGGGUCCUUGGUCUUCACUCGCACAGUUCAUUGUCAACCAAGGACCCACACGUGGGCCAUGAUAAAUCUAGGGACCCAUGUAUUGAUAAAUUUUUCAAAUCAGUACAACCACAGAUUGUUGAUGUAAUUAUGAAGAAAAAAGUGGCCUAUAAUUUGAAUAGUAUUGAGCACCAAGGUAUAACUGGGGUCCCAGGAAAUGACACUAUUGAACUCAACAACACUCACAAAUCCACUACAAUGUGAACAAGCAGUUUCAAAAAAGUGCUGAUUGUUCAUACCCCCAAAAUGUAAAUAACUAAAAAACACACUGUGAAACAAAGGACCCCCCAAAGAGACACUUUUAUUGAACUUUAAGCAGCCUAUAGUUAUUGUUUGAGGGGUUUCUAUGGGCUAUCUUGAGACCAAGUCAAAAUAG